CACUUGAUCUGGAAGAAGAAGGCGAAAGCAGCAUUGAAAUGCUUGUUCUAGUGUUAGGAGAUCUGCACAUCCCUCACAGGCAUCAUGGCUUGCCUGCCAAGUUUAAAAAGUUGCUGGUUCCWGGGAAGAUCCAGCAUAUCUUGUGUACUGGUAACCUUUGUACAAAGGAUUCAUAUGACUACCUAAAGACCCUAGCAAGUGAUGUUCAUGUCGUCAGGGGUGACUUUGAUGAUAAUCUGUCAUAUCCAGAGCAGAAAGUGGUCUCUGUUGGUCAGUUCAGAAUUGGACUUUGUCAUGGACAUCAAGUGGUCCCAUGGGGAGAUCCAGAGAGUCUAGCCAUGCUUCAGCGACAGUURGAUGUUGAUAUUCUUAUUUUUGGCCACACUCAUAAAUUUGAGGCUUAUGAACAUGAGGGAAAAUUCUAUAUUAACCCUGGUAGUGCCACAGGGGCAUAUACCCCUUUAGAAAGUAAUGUCAGGCCUUCUUUUGUUCUGAUGGACAUUCAAGCUUCCACAGUAGUGACCUAUGUAUAUCAGUUACUUGGUGAUGACGUCAAGGUUGAAAGAAUUGAGUAUAAGAAACCAUGAUGUAGUUAUGUAGAUUAUUAACAAACCAUCUCUUAAUGAAUUAAUUUCUGAAGGAUUUAAGAGCAGACUUAUAUGACAUGAGAAAACAUGAUGUACGCAUACAGCUAUUUCAAAACAGGUAGAAGGGACGAGCAGCGAUAGGUAAUAAAACAUAGGCAAAAAGYGAUAGGUCAAAGAUCUUAGAAUCAUAGAUCAAAGAAUAGCUGGAAUGACUUUUUCUUAUUCUUGUCAAGAAUACGAAGCUUAUUGUUGACAUAUUUAGUGUUGUUUGCAGUUGACGAAGCCAUCUCCAUUAGCUGUUUGCUCCUUCGACCUUUUUUUUUCAACCUUUUUUGAAAUAGCUGUAUAGGGCUUUGAAUACUGUAAGGUUUUUACAGAAAUGAAAACAUAAUAGAAAUCAUGGCUUGGCAUUUUGGCUAUGCUGAUGAUAGAACCAAUCUGCUCUGAUCAAGUGCCUCACCCCUCUAUCCUCGGUUGUUUUACAAUGUUUCCAGAGCUUCCUAUUCAUAAAUCACGCUCUACAUUUUAUUUUUAAAUAUCACACAUUUAUUUUAGCCUGCCUGUGUCAUAUGUAACCUCUGUGAUGCCCUGAAUGCACUCGUGAUUGAGCUUGCAAUGGGGAAGGGUGCAUUGUUURGUGGUUUGCUAAUAACAGUGAUUUUAACAUUAGGGCUUUAUUUUCAUAUUAGAUUUUUCUGGAAUGGCAAAUCUGCUCUAYAUAGGUUCAGACAUAAUAUUAGGGAAGUGAAAGCAACAUUGCUCCAAAAUAAUAUUGUUUUACUUGGGCAGGAUGCCAUAAUGAGACCACAAUUUUGCUAUCAAUUGUAUGCAAUAUUAUAACCAAAAACCUCUAGAAUCAUAUCAUGAUGGAACAGGUAUUUUUUGUUCAUAAUAUAUGCAGACACAGAAGUAUGGACUACAGGGGUGCAUGUUUCAACUUUUAUAACUAACAUAGGUCAUGUGUAACACUCAAAUAUUUUAUUGUGAUCUGCUGUAUAAGCUCAUAAUAAUUAAUGUAUUGCUACCAUUAAUCUGUAUGAUACAUUGAUUCUAUGUCAGUGAUACAAGAUUAGAUAAUGGUUUUUAUACUUCAUUCUGUUUCUUUAUUAAUAAAAUUAGAUAUUCUAGCUUAUGAUUAUGCAAUUAAUUCAUAAAUAAAAAUGUUACAGGCUAGUGAAUUGAA
This is a messenger RNA of Actinia tenebrosa (Australian red waratah sea anemone), 1770 nucleotides long. Its product is annotated as vacuolar protein sorting-associated protein 29. Gene Ontology annotation, cellular component: retromer complex. Gene Ontology annotation, biological process: retrograde transport, endosome to Golgi. NCBI's taxonomy places the organism in Eukaryota, Metazoa, Cnidaria, Anthozoa, Actiniaria, Actiniidae. The record is from RefSeq and is a predicted model, not a curated record.